CAUUUAAAGGUUUCCACCCGGACUCCCGACAGUGACGUACCAUAGUAAAACUGUGUGACAGUCAGGCUGGUCCGGGUAAAUAAGUGGGUGAAAGGUCCACCAGGCAGCAGAGACAGCAGCACAAAAACACGUCUUGCGGAGCAAUAGUCGACCAGCAGAGCGGAAACUAAAAAUGUCCAAUCAGCCAAAGCCGAUCAGUCCGCUGAAGAACUUCUUCGCAGGAGGGUUUGGAGGGGUCUGCCUCGUCUUCGCCGGACAUCCUCUGGACACCAUUAAAGUGCGUUUACAGACUCAGCCCAAACCCAAACCUGGAGAGAGCCUCCUGUAUGCUGGGACCAUUGAUUGUUUCAAAAAGACCUUAGCCAAAGAGGGGGUAAAAGGACUCUAUAAAGGCAUGGCGGCCCCCAUCAUUGGAGUCACGCCCAUGUUUGCUGUCUGUUUCUUUGGGUUUGGGCUGGGCAAGAAACUACAACAGAGAACCCCGAAUGAUGUCCUUACGUAUCCACAGCUGUUUGCCGCUGGGAUGCUGUCUGGUGUGUUCACCACGGCCAUCAUGGCUCCUGGAGAGCGCAUCAAAUGCCUCCUACAGAUCCAGGCAUCAACAGGAGAGCUGAAGUAUGCGGGACCCAUGGACUGUGUGAAGCAGCUGUACAGACAGUCUGGGAUCAGAGGAAUCUACAAAGGCACCGCUCUGACUCUCAUGAGAGAUGUUCCAGCAAGUGGGAUGUACUUCACAUCCUAUGAGUGGUUGAAGAACCUCCUCACACCCCCAGGCAAAAGCCAUAAUGAGCUCAGCGUUCCCAGCGUGUUGUUUGCUGGAGGGAUGGCCGGGAUCUUUAACUGGGCCGUCGCAAUUCCUCCCGACGUACUAAAGUCUCGUUUCCAAACAGCUCCUGAAGGAAAAUAUCCCAACGGCUUUCGGGACGUUCUGCGGGAGCUGAUCAGGGAGGAGGGCGUGGCCUCUCUGUAUAAGGGCUUCAGUGCUGUCAUGCUAAGAGCCUUCCCUGCAAACGCAGCUUGCUUUUUAGGAUUUGAGUGCGCAAUGAAGUUCCUGAACUGGUUAGCACCGGACCUGUGAUGAAGGCUCAGCGUCACCUCUUGUGUGAAUCCCAGGGACGCAACGCUGGAACACAGCAGAGUCAUUAGCAGGACGAACACGCAGUGAAUCAAACAAUACCAAGAGAUUUUUGCAAUUUUCCAAUAAUGUACUUGAUUGUCUUUGAAACUUUGUGGUAUUUUAGAGGCUGUGAAUCAUUCAGAACUGCUGAAGGUUCAGAGCAGAAAUGUUGUGAUGACUCUGCGCAUCAGCCAGUACUCUUUCUCUCUCUCACACACACACACACACACAGUCAAAUGUUCUCACUCCUUUUUGUUUUACUCGUUUUUUGAUUUGUUUAAACUGUGUUAUUUUUAUACAAGAAAAGGAGUGAGCUGAACAUGCGUGCCUUACUGUUUGUUAUCUGUGAGCAGGUGUGCAUAUCAGGGAAAAGGUGCGUUUAGUUGUACUGUGUGUGUUCAGUCUCUCUGCGGUACGCAGCUUUCAGACUGUCUGCUGCUGCUUCCUGCGUGGUCACACUAGCUACACUUUGUUUAAAUGAUGAAAGUAGUCGUUAUGAGAUUGAUUAAACAGUCUGUGAAUGUCAACAUGUGUAGAAAUAAACAUCAGAAUCCAUAUUCAGGAAUUAAACUUUAAGUUACAUUGUUA
Scatophagus argus is the source of this 1705-nucleotide messenger RNA. RefSeq names its product solute carrier family 25 member 20 (gene slc25a20). The transcript has 10 exons. Gene Ontology annotation, biological process: mitochondrial transport; carnitine transmembrane transport. Bases 173 to 1078 code for a protein of 301 amino acids. The record is from RefSeq and is a predicted model, not a curated record. Gene Ontology annotation, molecular function: O-acyl-L-carnitine transmembrane transporter activity. NCBI's taxonomy places the organism in Eukaryota, Metazoa, Chordata, Actinopteri, Scatophagidae. Gene Ontology annotation, cellular component: mitochondrial envelope.